Ostreococcus tauri is the source of this 1296-nucleotide messenger RNA. RefSeq names its product Magnesium chelatase, ATPase subunit I. The record is from RefSeq and is a predicted model, not a curated record. Gene Ontology annotation, biological process: chlorophyll biosynthetic process. Bases 1 to 1296 code for a protein of 431 amino acids. Lineage: Eukaryota; Viridiplantae; Chlorophyta; Mamiellophyceae; Mamiellales; Bathycoccaceae. Gene Ontology annotation, molecular function: ATP binding; magnesium chelatase activity. The transcript has a single exon. Gene Ontology annotation, cellular component: chloroplast stroma.
AUGGCGUCGCGCGCGCGGGCAAUAGCGGCGAACGCGCCCGUGAUUCGGAUGGAUAAGAGACGGGGUGAAGGAUCGCGCGCGGGCGACGGACGGGCGCGCGUCGUCGCGCGGGCGAAGUCGGCGGCGGCGUCGUUCCCGUUCGUGAAGAUUGUUGGACAGGAAGAGCUGAAGCUGGCGCUGAUUCUGAACGUGGUGGAUAGCGCGAUCGGGGGGGUGUUGAUCAUGGGCGACCGCGGGACGGCGAAGAGCGUGAGCGUGCGGUCGUUGACGCAACUGUUGCCGGAGAUUGAUGUGGUGGCGGGUGAUCCGUUUAACUCGUCCCCGGAUGAUCCGCAGUUGAUGGGACCGGACGUGCGAGAGAAAUAUGGGCGCGGGGAGACGCUGGAGACGACGAAGAUCAGGGUGCCGAUGGUGGAGGUGCCGCUCGGGACGACGGAGGAUCGCAUCUGCGGGACGAUUGACAUCGAGAAGGCUUUGAGCGAGGGUACGAAGGCGUACGAUCCUGGAUUGUUGGCGAAGGCGAACAGAGGCUUGCUGUACAUUGACGAGGUGAACCUGUUGGAUGACUCGCUCGUGGACGUCGUCCUCGACUCAGCCGCGGGCGGUUGGAACACCGUCGAGCGCGAAGGGAUCUCCCUCACGCACCCGGCCAAGUUCAUCAUGAUCGGCAGCGGUAAUCCGGAGGAGGGCGAGCUUCGUCCGCAGCUCCUCGAUCGAUUCGGAAUGGCUGUGAACAUCAGAACGAUUUACGAUCAAGAGCAGCGUACCCAGUUGGUGAUGAAUAAGAUCGCGUACGAAGCCGAUCCGGCGGGGUACACCGAGCAGUGCAAGGAGGAGACGGAUGCGCUGAGAGCCAAGAUUGAAGCCGCGCGAGCCUUGUUGCCGACGGUCAAGAUGGAUCGUGACCUAGCGCUCAAGAUUUCUGGCGUAUGCGCUCUCGUGAACGUCGAUGGCUUGCGGGGCGACAUCGUCGUCACUCGCGCCGCCAAGGCUCUCGUCGCCUUUGAGGGCCGUACCGAAGUCACCGAGGAAGACAUCGGCCGCGUCAUCGGCCCGUGCCUGAGCCAUAGAUUGCGCAAGGACGUCACGGACACCAUGGAUGGAGGCUUCAAGGUCACGCUUGGGUACAACAAGAUCUUCAAGGGGAGCGCCAUGCUCAACUUCAACGAGGCCAUGGAGGAGGGCAUCAAGGCGCCGGAGCCGGAGAAACCCAAGGAGCCGGAGAAGCCCAAAGAAGAACCGAAGAAAAAGGCUGGCGCGUGGAGUGGUAUGGGCGGCAUGGGACGAGGACGCUAA